AUGACUCUUCUUCAAGGUUUGGUCCAAGCCAUCAACCAGCAGCCUCAGGCUCAGCAGGCACCGCUGCAGCAGCCACAGUCUAGACUCAGGACUUUCUUGAGCACCCAGCCACCUACCUUUUCUCAGGCAGUAGAGCCAAUGGAGGCAGAUGAUUGGCUAAGGACAAUCGACAGCAAGCUUCGGAUAGCUCAGUGCAAUGGAAGAGAAAAAGUUCUCUUUGCAUCCCACCAACUCAGUGGGCCAGCUCAGGAGUGGUGGACUGCUUACACUGCCGCUCAUGAGGACCCCCAGGAGAUCACCUGGGCAGAAUUCCGAAAUAGUUUCCGCGCUCACCAUGUUCCUACCGGAGAAAUAAAGCUGAAAAGGAAGGAGUUCCUCAGUCUCAAGCAAGGCCCUAUGUCUGUGAGGGAGUACCUCACUAAGUUCACUCAAUUGUCUCGCUAUGCCCCCAGUGAUGUUGACACAGACGAGAAGAAGCAGGACUGUUUUCUUGAAGGUCUAAACACCGGUCUGCAGUAUGCCUUCUUUGCCAACGAGUACCCUAAUUUCCAGAAAUUGGUGGAUAGAGCUUUCAUUUUGGAGAAGAAGCGCCAGAAUCUAGGUGAAGAACGUAAGCGCCAUCUGCAGGGUCAGUCUUCUGGCAGUAACACUCGCCCUCGUUUCAACGCCCCUGCACUGGUCCGAUGUUCCGCCAGGGAGGUUAGAACCAGCCGCAGCAAAACCAGCAGAGGCCGCCGCAGAAGAUGCAAGGUCAGAUUGUAG
Phragmites australis (common reed) is the source of this 762-nucleotide messenger RNA. RefSeq lists its product as uncharacterized. The record is from RefSeq and is a predicted model, not a curated record. The transcript has a single exon. NCBI's taxonomy places the organism in Eukaryota, Viridiplantae, Streptophyta, Magnoliopsida, Poales, Poaceae. The coding region runs from base 1 to 762 and encodes 253 amino acids.